CCCGAGGAAAAACUACUAACUCUCCCGGCAGGCCUUGCGCUUCCUUUUCAUUUUUUCCGCCGGCCGCGCAAGAUGUCCAAGCGAGGUGAGGCCUAGCUUGCUGAGCCGGGGCUGCGGGUGGCGCGGAAUCCGUCUCCAUCCCGGCGCUUCGGCGGGGAUAAGGAGACGCCUGGUGGCGGGUUGCGCGCGUGGGGACCUUGGCUGCCACGGGGGCUGGGUAUUUCCGCGUGGAAUACCGUGGGGUGCGGGGAAGGGGACCCUGGAAAUCCAGAGGAAGCGUUGGGUCGGGUGGGAGAGAGGUGUUGCUUAAGGGCCCCGCUGGCACCCUCGCAAGCACGCGUUUCAGGGCCUUGAGCCGCAUUCUGACGUGCUGUUAAGGAGAGGGUGCCGAGACGUGUCCGCGCCCGUGAAGCUGUACAGAGUUAGCGAGCCAAUAUACACGUCCCUGCUGGAGGAGAAUUAAGAAAAAGGGGUUCUGGGGUAGCAGAGGAAGGACAUGCACUCAAAAUACGUGUACUUGGCCUUAGGCCUAAGAGGAAGACUUGGGCAGGAUUCGCAAUUUCUAGAGCGCUUUUAGGAUGUGGGGUGCUAUAUCCUCUUCCCAGAAUAAGGUCGCCUGGUCUUCUGCCCUGCUCUGGAUUUUUCUGUAAUGAUGAUGAUGAUAAUAAUAAUAAUAAUAAUUAAUAAUACAGUAAUAGUAAUAAUAAUAAUAAUAAUAAUGUAUUUGUACCUCGCCCAUCUGGCUGGGUUUCCCCAGCCACUCUGGGCUGCUUCCACAAAGACCAAAAAUACACUAAGAUGUCACACAUUAAAAACUUCCCUGAUCUUAAGCAUGUAUAGUUGUUGAUUUUUAAAGCCUAAGUUUAAAAAUCCAGCUUCUAUUGUGCUAGCCAUCCAAAACAUCUGCAGACGCUUAAUAUAGAAUAAAACCACAUCCAAAUCUAACAGAAAUGUUCGGUAUAAGGACAGAUAAAAUAGAGGAGAGUCUCGUGUGAACUGUGUAAAUCAGACCUACAAUUAAUGGCUAUUUUAUCAAAAUUCUUUGCCCUGAUCUUCCUAGCUGCAAGAGCAACUUUAUAAGUUGUAAAGUUGACAGCAUCACUCAGCAGCCAUUUCGCCCUCUCUAUCGUAGUUAAAACGAUAGUUUUUUAUUAAAAAAUAAUUUCCCCCCUAUUUACUGCUACCUCCAGUCCCUUACCUUUAUUUUCCCUCCUGUGGGAUUUCAGAUUGUAAGCUCCCAAAGGCCUAUAUUCUGUAAGGAACCAGGCAGUUGUGGGUUCAAACCGCUCAUUGGGCGGAAGAUUCCUGCAUUGGCGGACUUUAUGAUCCUCAGGAUCCUUUCCAGCGCUACAAUUCUGUGUCAAUUGUUGGUGCUGUUAAUAUAUAUAUAAUAUAUAAUAUAUAUAUAAUUAAAGAAAGAAAGAUGAGGCAUACAGUACAAUCAUGUUUAUCAACCAGGAGCUGUAAGCCUUAAUCUUGCUUAUUUCAUGUUAAAAUACAUAGUAGUUGGGCCUCCCCAGUGUUUCUGGAUCAAGUAUGGAAACUUGUGGCCCUCGGAACAUUAUUGGACUCCGGUGAUCAUCUUCAGCCCGUGUGGCAAAUUGCCAGGAGUGACAGAGAUUGUAUUCCACAAAAUCUGGAGGAGCGCACCGGUUCCCCAUACCUGGUGAACAGGGUGGGUUUCCCUGGGCGGUGUGACGCAUGUAGUAGGUUUUCUUUUAUUUCUUUCGUUUUGAAGAGCUGAAAGUUUUCAUCUAUCAAAAUUGAAUAUCAAGUUUUAAGUAGCCAUGCAUGAAACUGCUUAGGUUUCGCGCACCACUCUUUAAAACUCGUCGUUUAUUUCAUCUUAAUAGACUUAUUGGAGCUGAACUAGACAGCAGUUGGUCAUGGCAGCGGUGAUGAAAGAGUGGUUUUGCGUAUAAAAGGGACUUGUGGGUGGAGAAAACCCUUCACUGUUUUGGGAGAAGCGAAACAGACCUUAAAAAGUGGUAGAUGUUGCGUGGGUCUUGGGCUAACUGUAUGUCUUUCAUCCCUGUCUCCAUAACAGGACGUGGUGGUUCGUCUGGUGCGAAAUUUCGCAUCUCCCUUGGUCUCCCUGUGGGAGCUGUUAUAAACUGCGCAGACAACACUGGUAUGUAGUAGUUGAAAAAAAAUAAUAUAGUACACCCCACUUGUUAUUCUUUAAGCUGUAUUACAAGAAAAGCUGAGGUGCUGAAAUUUUUUUGCUUGUUAUAGAAUUUUGCUGUGCAACUGUGGAAAGGUACAAGUGUUCUUCUAUGAUUUGCCUGUAAAAGGUUCUGUGUUCAAUCUGCGCCAUCUCCAGCUGGGAUGAGAAAGCCAGCAGUCUUUUAAUAGAGUAUUAAAGGGAAAAAUAAGGUUAGAAUGUGUUAAGAUAAUUAUAGGAUAGAAAACAGAGGAAGAUGGAAAGGAAUUGCUGAAACAAAGAAGUGGAAUACAAAAAGGGAGGUGUGAGGAGGUCGUGGAAACAAGUGAAUGAAAGAUAAGAUAAUGAAAUGUUUUUGUUUUUGUUUUAUUAGUUUUAUGUGAUAGUGUUUUGUAGUGUUUUUGUACUGUAUUGCAUUGGUUUGUUUGUUUGUUUGUUUUUUGUUAUAAUUAUUUAUUUAUUUAUGUUUUUUUCUUUUGUAGUGUUGUGUUUAAAUUGUUGGAAAAUUAAUAAAUAUUAUAUAAAAAAAAAAAGAGAGAAAGCCAGCAGUCUUGGGAUUCUUGGGAGCUGCUGCCAGCCAACCUAAGCUCUAGCUUACCUUCGAAUUUUGGGUUGCAAGCAUCAGGGCAGAAGGGGGUGGAGGCAGUUGGAAGAAGCUUCCCUAAGGUGCAUUGAUCAGCAUGCAACUUACUUUUCCUCUUAUCUGAAGAAGUGUGCAUGCACACGAACACUUAUACAGUGGUACCUCGGGUUAAGUAUUUAAUUUGUUCCGGAAGUCCGUUAUUAACCUGAAGCACCACUUUAGCUAAUGGGGCCUCCUGCUGCCGCCGCACCGCCACAGCAUGAUUUUUGUUCUCAUCCUGAAGCAAAGUUCUUAACCCGAGGUACUAUUUCUGGGUUAGCGGAGUCUGUAACCUGAAGCGUAUGUAACCCAAGGUACCACUGUACCAAGAACAAACUUAAUUGGUCUCUAAGGUGCUACUGGACAAUUUUUUAUAUACAUUUCGACUGCGUCAGACCAACAGACCUACCUGAAUCUAUUCUUCUUAGGUUGGUGUAGAUGUUUGCUGGCAUUUUGUUCAGUCAGAAUGGUGGCAUAUCGUGGUGUGGCUUCUACGAAGGGCGAUGUAUGGGUUCUUGAUCCUAGCUGGGGAGAGAGGGGUAAAAGUGAAUUCCAUUGCCUUGAUCUCUUUCCAUUCUGAAUUUGUGAGAAGGAGCGGCCUUUAUUCAGUUCUGACUCUAAACAGCAAUGCUCAUCGAAAAUGUAACUGGGCAGAAGCGGCAGGUUUCCCCUUCUGAAAAGCACUUGUUGGGUCUGCUUUCCCGUGGCCCAGGGAGUUGUCGUAGAAGGGUACAGCAAUAGCACAACUUUUGGGUGAGGCGACAGCUUGUGCUGCUUUGCUUCAAUCAGUUGUGUCACAUAUACUUGAAGAGGAAGUCUCUUUGACCUUUGCUCCGGGGUGAAUAGAAUGAUGAUGAUUCUGUUUCCUUUGCAGGGGCCAAAAAUCUAUACAUCAUCUCUGUGAAAGGGAUUAAGGGACGCCUGAAUAGGCUGCCGGCUGCUGGUGUGGGAGACAUGGUAAUGGCUACUGUCAAGAAAGGCAAACCAGAGCUCAGGAAGAAAGGUGAGUGAUGGAGGAAGCUGGAUUCGUGGAUUUGAAGCCCCCUUACUGUGUUAAUUGCAUAGGGACUACAGGUAGUGGGAAAAUAGCUGAUCGUAAGGGAGAACAGUGUUGUGACCUUGAUUGUGUUGAUGAGAGAUAGAAUGCAGUCAUUUUAAAAUGAUGGAAAAUAUUUGACCUAAAUUAUGUUCUAAUUCAUAUGUCUCCAGGAUGCGCAUAAAUUGGCUGUUAUUCACAAUUAAGCAGAUUUUUUACCAGCUAAGUAGGUCCUUCAGUACUAUCUAGGAGCAUAAUGUGUGGUCAUGCAACGUACAAUUACUUGCAUAUAUAUAUAUAGAGAGAGAGAGGGUGUGUGUGUGUGUGUGUGUGUGUGUGUGUGGUGUUAGAGUUAGUCUCCCAGAGGGCAGGUGGAUCCUCAUGUUAGUGUUGGAUGCUAUACCCAGAGCCAAAUGUAUGCUGCACUCAAAAAAACAUUUUGCUCCAAGAAAAGGUGUAUUGUGUCCUGUAGUUUAAAUAAUAUGUUGGCCAUUGAUGUCCUGUCCAUUAGAAAUCGUGCUUCAGAGCCAAGGCUAGGUCCACCGAAACCUAUGUACUGUACAUCUUGUUUUCAUUGAAUUAAAUGGUAGGCUUAAGCCUAUAUAAUCCAUACACAUACACUAUCAACUAUAGAACCCUAAGGAAAUUGAUGGUUAGGAGGGUGCAUAUUACCUUUGAGUUUAAGCCCAAGGGUUGUGGUGUACCUGUGCUGGCUGCAUAUUCUUUAUUCGGCAGCUCGUACUGAAUUUCUCUUCCUUUCUGCAGUGCAUCCGGCAGUUGUGAUUCGUCAACGGAAAUCGUAUAGGAGAAAAGACGGGGUGUUUUUGUACUUUGAAGACAAUGCGGGGGUCAUAGUAAACAACAAAGGGGAAAUGAAAGGUAUGGUUGAUGACUUGGGGUAGGAAGCCCUCCCCCCAAAAGCCACAGUAGGCUUGCAACUUGCGUGGGCAGGGGUUGCGUUCUGGGGGUUGCACAUGAAGCUGAAAUUGCAUAUAAUCAGAACAAGCCCAGAACUGCCCCCAUGUGACCAUCCCUACCUUUCUGAAGCCAGUGGGCCUCCCCCCACAAGACUUGCUUAGCUGUCUCUGGAAGGCCCAGAGCCUGGGCAAAACCAAAAUCCCAGGGCCUAGUAAGCAAGGUGAAGGAAGUGUUUGAAAGCUCUUUCUGCACUGAGAAAACCCAGCAUGGAAAGAGCUUUUAAGCUCUCUCCCUUGGCAUGUGUUUAAUUUGUGCGAUUGUAGCUGACCGGCUGUAAAGCUGCAAUUGCGCAAGUAAAAAGAGUGCAAAUUGCGAGUCGACUAUAUUGUGAAAUUAUUGCUUCAGGUUUGGCUUUGCAGCUGAAGCUGCCGUGCCAGUGUGUUAAUGACUUCUUCCCAAGACCCAUUUAUUAAAUACAAAUUCAGCAAAUACGUUUCAUAGGAAUUCCUUUGCCAGUGCUUAAUGGUGGUUUUUACAAUUUUUGCCCCCUCCAGGCUCUGCUAUCACAGGCCCCGUAGCCAAGGAAUGUGCAGAUCUGUGGCCCAGAAUCGCCUCCAACGCUGGCAGCAUUGCAUAAACCUGUCUUGUAAAAGUCCAAUAAAAAAAGUGGUUGUACCAAACUCGUUGACUUGUAGCAACUUCACAAUUUGUGUAAGGUGUUUGAGUGAGUGUCCUGAAGACAGCAGAAAAGCUUGGGUCAAUCACUCUCCCAGCCCAAUCUUAUCUCAUAGGGUUGGUGGGAUAAAAUGGGGUGCCCCUAUGUGUGCCUUGUGUCCCCUGGUGUAAAUGCAAUAAAUAGUCUGAAAGCUUCACAAGGACAGCUUUUCAACUGUUGGCCUUUCACUUGUCCAGUAACGGGGGUAAUCCCUCUUGUUUAAACUUUCCUGCUAUGUGUUCCCAGUUCAGUGAAAUUAUGCUUUCAUGCAACUUGCCUGCAAUUCAUCUGUCUGCCAGAAAACACUAGGAUUUGGGCUUGUGUCCUAGACCUUAGGGCCUUAAUAUCAGUCUUCUGAGACUCGGGAACUGCUUUCAGCAACAAGUGUGCAGGAAGGUUAGCUGAUCUGUAAGUCAUCCUGUGAUCCAGUUACGGGUAUGUGGAACCAGUUGAAUAAGCAUACUCUACGGUGAUUUCCCAGCUUGUGCAAGUGUCAGUUCUGGUUGGCCUUUGGCAUUACACUAGUCUGUAUCGUGCCCAGUGUUCUUCUGCAUCUUUCUUGUCUGUGAUCUUUUGGAACAUCCUUCUGUACUAUUUAUUACUGUUUAAAAAGUUGAGAACCUAACCAUUUGUGUUAAUUAUGCAGUUAUACCUGUAUCAGUUCCUGAGCAAGGAUAGUAAAAUUAAAAUAUUUUGAACUUUG
Molecule: messenger RNA, 6158 nt
Organism: Podarcis lilfordi (Lilford's wall lizard)
Lineage: Eukaryota; Metazoa; Chordata; Lepidosauria; Squamata; Lacertidae
Source: the annotation of a GenBank genome assembly